Molecule: messenger RNA, 5853 nt
Organism: Patella vulgata (common limpet)
Lineage: Eukaryota; Metazoa; Mollusca; Gastropoda; Patellidae
Exons: 7
Coding region: 282-1928 (548 amino acids)
Source: RefSeq, a predicted model, not a curated record
UGGUGUCGAACUGCCAAUGUGCACAGGUAAACGUGUAAUUUUACGCGUAGGGCAAAAUAACAGAGGUAGCCAAAACCAACGGUGUGACAUAAUACCUGAAGAAUGUGACCUAGUUUAUCUAUUAAACUUACCUGUAACGUCGCAAAUGAAUAUACAUAUAAUGGCCGUUAUAGGAAAUUUUAAGCUGGUCUUGUGGUUAAAAAAACUGAAUUAAAAGGAUGUAAAAGAGGAACUUAUUUACUGAAUUAUAACUGAGAAUUAAAUCGAGGAAUUCUAUAAUCAUGGAGGGUUUUCCAACAGCCAUAUAUUUAGCCAGCGAAGAAAGUGUUUUUCAUAAUCAAGGUGUUUUAUUUCAUUUGGUGCGUCCAACAAAGAAAGGGGAUGGAGUGGAAUCCGCUGCUGGACUGGCUAAUGUUAUACCAAGAAAAAGGAUAUAUCGUAUGGAAACUGUUGAGGAGUUAGAUCUGUUUAAAAAUGAAUUAUUAAAAAGACCAUUAGUGCUACAACCAACAUCAGAAAGUGGUGAAGGUUUUGGAUACGGGGACACAGGAUGUGGUUUAUGUAUAAAUACUGUAAACUGGGUUCUUUUGAUAAAUCAAACACAUCCAAAGAUACUAGGAAGAAUACAAAUGGGUGUUGAUGCUGCCAAAGCUGCUAUGAAUAGAGAAGAGCCUUUUCUAUUACGGUUUAAAUUUGGAUCCUUGCUGGAAAGAAUGCAUUAUGACGUGUUUAAGGAUGGCUUGGACUUGGACGAUGUUAUACAACUGAUUCACUCAAAAUUACGCUACGCUAAUUGGCAAUAUGGAGAAUUGAUUGUUCGUUAUCCUGGACCUAAGGACACUGGUAAACGAAAGACAGGAGUGAUGGAUAUACAGUUUCAGUUUGAGGAUAUAGAUGUGGAUGAAAUUGAAGUAAAAGCACCUUUGCCUUAUGCCCCACCUAGACCUUCAAAUUAUCCAGUACAAGGAGAUGAAAUUCGCGAUGUUUUACCCGGAUGGACAGUGAAUGAAGUAACGCCAUUAGAAAAUAUUGGUGAAACGGCACCGCAGAGUAAUUACAGUUACGCACAAGCUGGGCGUCUCUAUGAAAGUUUCCGCAGGAAAAAACGACAAAAGCCACAAAAACCUGGAGAUAAUUUUCAUUCAAGUACGCGGGAAGGAUUUGAAAAUGCAAUUGAAUUGGAUGAAGUAUCCCCGUCUGUAAUGGGUGGUGGUAUGGCUGCACCGCCUUCUCCACGAGGUGCUUCAGGAUAUUCUAAUUCUUAUGGUGCUUCAGGAUAUAGUGAGUCCAAUCAUAAUGCUAAAUUACAACGAAAUAAUGAAUAUACCAACAACCGUAGAGGUGAUAAAAGUUACAGAAAUCCUCCACAACAAGAGAAUGCUUCAAGUUUGUAUCCCGACGUGCAGAUUAUGGGGAGAACCCACAAUUUGUAUGAUAACAAAGACGCAGAAUCAUUCCAAUCCCUUCGAAUCAAUGGGACAGAAUCUGAACGGUCUUCCUACUCUACGGCAGCAAGCUCAGCAGGUGCUGAUAGUGGUUACCAUGGUAAUGAAAGUGAUGCUUACUACAAAGAUAAUCAUCAUAAUAUGGAGAUACAACAAAAGGGUGCUUAUAAUGCUUCAGUUUCAACGCCACGUGAAAAUCUUGGAUUCCAUCAUGAAGAUGAUGGUGAUGAUAUAUUAACAAAACAUAAGGAAUUUGUUAAUAAAAUGUUACACAAUAAUUCUGGACUCAAUCAGGGAAAACAACCAAGACCAAGAGAACAUAACUCUAAUGGUCAUUUAAGAGGACCUCAGAUACAUAAAGGCAGCAGUAAUGGACGUGCUCUUCGGGGUAAUGACACUACUUAUAUACAAAGUGAUCAGACACAACAAUAUCAACCCAGAUUUCAAUUUGGGAAUGAAGAAAUGAGUGAAAGCUUUAUAUAAAAAAAAAAUAUCUGCAAAGAUAUAUACCACGUGUAAAAUAUUCAGAAAGUGCAUAGUGUAAUAUUCAUUAUAAUCGUUCCUUAUUUUACGAUAAUUCCAGGAAUGUGUAUUAUGGACUACAGUUUGUAUAUAUUAUAUAGUAUUUGAUCAUUCCAUAUUUUAUGAUAAUUCCAGGAAUGUGUCUUAUAAAAUAUAGUAUGUAUAUUAUAUAAACAUUCCAUUUUUAUUUUAACUUUUAAGACGUCUUUUUGAUUUCACCCUGAAACAUUUUAUGGGUGUUAAAAUCUGCAUUGUUGAUUAAGGUCUAAGAACAAUGAUAUUAUUGAUAUGUACCUGGUAUACAUGUAUGUGAUCAGCUAUAAAUGAGACACAUGUUUUACUCCUCAUAUUUCAAAUCUUGAACAAAAGGAAAAAAGGAAUUUGUUUUUAACAUGUUUGUUGUUGUUCUAAAAAAUGACUAUAUUUUUUUAUUCCCCUAACAUCCCAUUUCAAUUCCCUCAUUUUGUAUCUGUAAUUUUAUGUUAUAGUUUACAUGUAUGCCAACUUCAAAACGGUAUAUCAUGUCAAGUUUUUAAGAUAGAUGUAAAUGUAUUCGGUAGAAGAAAAGGGAAUAUUACAUAUACUUAUUUCCUUUUAUCCCCAACUGUAUCACUGAGAUUCGAGGAGAACGCUAGAUCGGAGUCAGUCCUGCACAUAUGACAUUACAGUAAGGGUUAUGUUAGGACCUGCAGAUUUCGCCAAAGUCGCGAGAUGUAAACAGGGCUAGCGCUAACACUAACCCAGGACCAAGCCUAACCCUUACCCUAACACACAAUCCAAAUAUGACGUCAUAUAUGCAGGACCGUCUCCAAUCUAACGUUCUCCGAGAUCCGAUCCUGCCUGCACUGUACAGCAAUUCUUCCACCCCUCUGCUGUACUCUCAGUAAAGAACUGAUUUGUCAGUCUUGGAUUUUAUGUCAUACUAGCUGGACACCCGGCUUUGCAUGUGGCCCAAGAUCUGCCCAGUUCCCAAGAUCUGUGACUUUAACUUUCAUAAAUCAUGGCCUAAAACAGUCGCAGGGUCAUGCUGGUUAAUUUGAUACCAUAUACGAUAUAUGUGGGGGUGGAUUGCGGCCAGGAAGUGUUAUGGGCGAACAUACAUCUUUGGUUUUAUUUAUAUAGAUACAUACUAAUUUAAAGGUGUUUGAGAACUGAAUUUAAAUUUUUGAUUGAUGUGUCUCAUUUAAUCCGCUGUAUUCCAUGUGUAUGUACAUACUGAUCUACAUAUAUUCCAUGUGUAUGUACAUACAGACCUACAUUAUAUUCCAUCUGUAUGUACAUAUAGAUCUAUAUCAGAGUAAACACCUGUAAGGUGUAAAUAUUGUUUUAGCUGAAAUUUUAUUUUAUUUAACUACAUACAUGUAUUUGUGGUUGUAUUUUUAAACUUUAUCCCAAAUCAAAAUUGUUAUAAUCAUGUAAGUUACAGGGUAAAUGAUUGUGUGCUUCAUUAUCAGAAUACAUUCUGGUGUAUCAUGGUAAUAUACAAUGCAUUCUACACUUGCAUCCAAAAUUUACAUGUAACUAACUAUAUCAAGAUUGCUAUGAAAUAUAUAUUUUUAAUAAAUUGUAUAUAUUAAUUUAGAACAUCAAUUGUAAAUAUUUUAAACCAGGGACCCUGUUCAUAAAGAAUAUGUAAAGUGUUAUGGGGUACUUAAUCAGUAAUAUGUACAGUUGUACAUGUUGUUAGAUGUACAGCUGCAGUCACAUGUACAUGUAUGUACCAUACAGCUGUAGUAACAUGUACAUAUCAUACAGCUGCAGUCACAUGUACAUGUAUGUACCAUACAGUUGUAGUCACAUGUUCAUGUAUGUACCAUACAGCUGUAGUCACAUGUACAUUGGAUGUGCUUUAUGACAAUUGUUAUUCUGCUGAGAUUUUUUAAUCCCUAUGCAAAAACCAUUAAAAAUACAAUCUUCACCUCUGACAAAUUGUGCUUUUAGGUUUUAUUGGUUUAUUUAGCCGCAGGAAAAUGUAGUUUAAAUUAAUUUCUAUCCACAUGUUGUUAAUGUGUCUGGAUUUCCAAAAUUCGAAUUACAGAAUUUACUUCACACACAAACAUCGUAAUUUGAUAUUUCUAGGCCAUUAUUAUAUACUGGUACCAUGAUUGUAUGCCUCUAUUGUGUCUUUGAAUGUUAGGAAAAUAAAACCAAAGUACCAAUAUAUUAUGUAGCUACAUGUACCAACAUAGACUGUAAUAUACGUCCAUGGUACCAAGAAAGAAAAUAAAACAAUUUUACAUAUUUCGCAUGUAAAUAAAAACAUUUACAUGUACAGCUAAAACUUAAACAAAAAAUAAAUUUCAAUUCAACAGAAGAAAUCAUUUAAUUCAAGUAAAUUGUAUUGAUAUCAUAAAAUAAGUUCCUGUUUUAAUGCAGGUUUGAUCAAUAUUACAUGUAGUUGGAUUUUAAAUAGUGAAAGGGUAAUUCAGCGACAUAUAUAGAUCCUAUUGGUCAUAAAUCUAUUUUUAUCUUUGUUUACUGUUUGGCUUAGCUUUUCAUAUAGCCUUAUUUACAUAUAUGAGUUUAUAUAUACCUAGCCUGCUCUUGUCUGUAAAACUUUAUAACCCAACAUACCAAAGUCUCUAUGCACCUUCUGUCCCGCCCCAUGAACUUUCCAUGACAAAGCUUAUUGUCUUUUUAUACAGGAUUAUAAUCAAAGCAAAUUCUUCUUAUAAUCCGUGCAAUAAGAUCUUGUUAAUACUAUAAUUUGUAAAUAUUCACAAUUAAUAACAAAAUUAGCUCAUUAAAUUUUCAAUGUGUGUAUAAAUAAAGGGAUUAUAAGAUUCUUCUGUUUAUCUUGUGGCUUUGGACUUCCGGGUGGUAUAUGUUUGAACUACUGGUAAUAUAUGUAUUUUAUUUUUACCAGAAAUAUGAUAAAACAUAAAUAAUUAAAUUUGUACAUAUAUAUAUCAAAUUCUCAAACAAUUACCGCUCACUGAACUUAAACCAAAGCCUUCCAAGCACCAAAGAGAAUAUCAACUAAUAUCCCUCUCCCUUUAUUUAAAACCUACUCCAUGAAUUUUUAAAUAUGUAAAUUUUUACUUCAAAUGAACCACAUGAAUUUGUUUGAACCAUUAUCAAACAUAUUAACUGUCUGAUUGUAAAUUGCAGAAAAGUAGGAGGUUUAUGCCCCAUUUCAGUAUUGGAAACAAUGUAAAAUAUGAACCUUCAUUUCCUAUUUCAUUUUAUAUAGUAUUCUUAGAAAUUAUUUUAAUAUAUACAGUAAUGUAUUUAUGUUUUAUAGGUGAACGUUUUAAUAAAUUCAGAGAUGAAUAUUAGAGCUAUAUUUUCAUUUCCUUUCUCAAAUAUAUUCAUUAUUAUAAAAUGUAAAGACAUCAAGACUUUAACCAUUGUAAAAAUAGGAUCCAUUCAUUAUGAUGAUGAUUGUUCUUUCGCCUCUCAAGGAAAGUGUCUAGUUGUUUAGAUGGUACAAAAAACGAGGUCCAGAUGUGUACAGAAGGGCGUGCACAUGGAAGAACACCUGUCAUUUGGAAUUUGAUAAGAGUAAAACGUUAAUCCCUAUUUCAUUUCUUUCACCUAGUUUAAUGUGUUCUUUCAAUAUUGGUUGAAACAGCAAAAUGAGAAUUGGUGAUUUUCUCGCUGUAACCCAGCGGGCUUAUUUUUAUUGCUUUUCAGACUGUGAGCAACAUGGAUAUCAUUCUCUUGUUAAAAUUGUAUUCUUGUUUACUAGAUAAGGAAUUUAUGACACAUUUAAAAUCGCCUUCCUUGACAAAUUUGUAAAAACUGUAUACUUUUCCCUUAAAACUUUCACUGUUUAUCAAGAAUUUUUUUUUCUUCUUUGAAUUGUAGGCCUAGGCUAUAUUUUGUAAUUUAUAAUAUUUUUUUUUAUUGUUUUCCUCCAUUAAACCAUAUCGUACUUUUUAAA